This is a messenger RNA of Ilex paraguariensis (yerba mate), 795 nucleotides long. The record is from the annotation of a GenBank genome assembly. Lineage: Eukaryota; Viridiplantae; Streptophyta; Magnoliopsida; Aquifoliales; Aquifoliaceae.
AUGGAGGAGCGGGAGCCACCUCCCGAUAAUGCAAACCACAAACCCUCCCCGAAUGGACAACCGACCACUCCACCAGCAGAGAGUGCAAACCAUGACCCUGCACCUGAAUCAUCUCAGUCUGUCUUUCGCUCUGGAACAUAUGUUGUCCAGGUUCCCAAAGAUCAAAUUUAUCGCGUUCCACCAACCGAACAUGCUCAGCUAGCCCAACAACGAAAUGCACCUCAACAAAAGAGACGGUGUUGUAAUUGGUGUUUUUGUAGCCUCUUUGCAGUUGUCAUUGUCCUAGUUUUUGGCCUGGUAGGAGGGGUUAACACUUUUUUCCUCGAGCAUGAUAAUCCUUCGUUUAUCGUUGAGCAUUUCCUCGUCUUGAAUCCACCUCAUCCUAAUCACCAGCAGCAUCCGGACUAUAACAUUGGAUUGAAAGCCCAAAAUCCUAACCAGCACACAAGCAUUUUGUAUGAUCAGCAUGGUGAUGCAUGCCUCUCUUUUAAGCAUAAAGAAAUUGCUGUUGGAAAAUAUCCUCCAUUCAAUCAAAGCCCCAAGAAUUCAAAUACCUUUCGGAUAGUACUAAAUGGUUCAAAAAUUGCAUUGCCUAAAGAGAUUGAGAAGGGCAUGAAAAACAAAAAUUCGAAAGAACACGUUUUGUUAUCUCUAUCAAUGAAUGUCCCAGUGCAACUGAAAACUGGGGCAUUGAAAACUGGGAGUAGGAAAAUUUCUGUGGAUUGCAGUUUGACUGUGGAUACACUGGCAAAAACUGCUCAUAUCCUGUCUCAAGAAUGUCAUACCAGAGGCUAA